Molecule: messenger RNA, 1815 nt
Organism: Chaetomium globosum CBS 148.51
Lineage: Eukaryota; Fungi; Ascomycota; Sordariomycetes; Sordariales; Chaetomiaceae
Exons: 2
Coding region: 1-1815 (604 amino acids)
Cellular component (GO): cytoplasm; SBF transcription complex
Molecular function (GO): transcription coregulator activity
Source: RefSeq, a predicted model, not a curated record
AUGACAGACCCGGAACCAACUACGGUUCCGCAUCGACUCGAUUCCGGGCUCGUCGGGGACAAAGGGUCAACAAUCGUGUCGCGCACAGCGCCCUACACCUACACUGGCUCUGGGUCGCACUCAGCCAAUAUGAGCCAAUUCGCCGCUGUACCGAGGGGAGCUGCCCUCGAAACACGCCAUUCUGCCGGAGACGACGCGCCUCGCUUUCCCACCAUCCCUUCAGGCGGCAUUUUAUUGAGUCGCGUCGACCAUGCCGGGACAGCUCGCGGCGGCUGGGACUCCCGACCAAACACCUAUUCCACAUCGUCCACCUUCGAACACCGUCCCCCAACCGAAAACAGCUAUCCGCCGCAAAUACCAAGUCGACACCCAUUACCACUUUCUCGGAGCAAUUCGCAGGGCACCAACACCACCAACGGCGCCGACCCCGUGUUUACCCCGCCCGCGAGUGGAGGGAGGUUGAGCCCCGGCACUAGCACCGCCCAGGGCUCGAGCCAGGGGUCUCAAUUACACCAACUUUCUCAGGUCGCCGCAGCCCAAGCGAGGAUACCCGAGGACGCGACCGACAUGGGCCACGGCGCGUCAAAAAAGCGGAUGGCCGAUGGCGUGGUGAAGCAUACGCGCGACAAGUCGAACGUGUCCCCGCGGCAAAUGGUCGGCCACUCGAGGAAUACCAGCACCGUCAGCGUGGCAUCCACGGCAGGAAGCCGAAUUGGAGAGUUGUCCGCCGAACUGAAAGCGCGCCUGUCGUACGCCAUGGUCAAGGUCGACCAUGGAUGGCAGUCUCACUCCAUAGAGCAGGUUGAGACAUUAGCUUCACAGGCGCCCUCCCCUGCAUCUUCCGGGUCAACGAUACACCUGAGGAACGGCUCCUCAGCAAGCCCACAACUUUCCACUGUCUCGCAUCGUGGCAGCAAUAACACGACCCCAGCCACGGGUCCACAGCAUCACCCACUUGGCCACCCCGGGGAUCCCCAGUGGAGGACGUCCCCGCAAUCCACCUCCCGGGGAGACUCAACAUCUCUGGUGAAAAGCAGCCAUGGCCUUGCACCGCCCGUAAGCAUCCAGCCGUCACAGCACUUAGGGAAUCCCCGGAGGGAACCCAACCCACGACAGAUUCCCCCGUUCCUUUCCCGCCAUACCUCACCGGGUGCAGGGCUACACAGCCGCCCCUAUCCCGCCCCGGGCCGACACAGGAGCGCCACCACGGACGCCAUGCUCGUUUCGCCGCACACCAACGUCCGUGAACAAGACGCAAUCGAAUCACUCCUUUUCAUGAGUAGCCCAGGCAACUCGGCCAACCUCAUGCACGCGUUCCCCAGCUCUGCCUCUCAACCCCUACCGUCAAGUCACAUGGCACCGCAGCGAACCGCUCUCCCGACUUCACAACCACGGAAGAGCCUACCCACGGGACGGCCGCCGCAUCACGCCCGCUCGCAAUCCCAUUCUCAGCCGCAUACCCAAAAGCGCGUCGUCUUCGACAAGUCCCCGUCAGCCAUGGAUAUUGACGAACCCCCGUUCGUGGGCGGCUCACCCAUGUCGGUGACAAGGGGCACGCCACGAAGGAAGAUGAACGGUGACCACCACGCCCAUGCUCAAGCACCCGCGCCAGCACCAACUCCGAGGUUGAAACAACUACCGGUUUCAACGGGCCUAACCGUAUCGUCGAAACCGAGGCAGGCGCUGGCCGAUGACGAGAUUGACCGCAUGCUGGACAGGGCCGCCGCCGACGGGGACUCGGAUUCCGAUGGCGAGAUCGAGUUGCCGGUCGUAGGGCGGGGGCGUCAGGACGACACGGGGGUCGUGGGUUCUUAA